Nipponia nippon (crested ibis) is the source of this 2184-nucleotide messenger RNA. The record is from RefSeq and is a predicted model, not a curated record. NCBI's taxonomy places the organism in Eukaryota, Metazoa, Chordata, Aves, Pelecaniformes, Threskiornithidae.
AUGGAUGAGAAAAGAAUGCUGUGUGACUGCUUUGAAGUGGAGAACCUUACCAGUUCCAGGGAGGAGAGGAUUGAAGGUGAUUUGAAGACAUUUUGGACACAACUGGGAGGUAGAAGAGUGGACGUCAUAUUUGAGCAGGUGCAAAAUGUGCUGCUGUUGCUAAAGCAAAAGAUCAAGAAUGGAACUGCCACAAACCAAGAAUGCUGGCAGGCUUGGGCACUGGUGAAUGAAGCUAAUCUAGGUGAUCUCUUAACCUUGACAAAUGUAAGUGAUGUGUUUGACGGAGAUGGCAUACAGGAAACCAAACCCAAACUGCAGCGUCUUCUUACAAAUGGGAACACUGCAAACUCUGUAGAAGGUUCUCACAGCAAACAGGAGGAGAUGGAGAAAACAGGUUCAGGGAGUAAAGAAGCAUCUAGUAAAAUUCAAGAUUUACCUUUAAACCUGCAGUAUCAGAACCACAAGUGCUCUAGUGCAUGUCUUGCCAACAGAGCAGCGGGCUCCUACAAGGGUGAAAAUCCUCUUAAGAUACCAAUCCUGUUUCACUUUCAAAGACGCCAUGCAAAAGCAGACUGCCUUUCAAAAACACUGGAUGUGAAUUAUAAAGCUCCUUGUGGCCGAAGUCUGAGAAGCUUCCAAGAUGUGCAAAAUUACCUAUUUGAAACUGAGUGCAAUUUCUUAUUUGUUGAUCACUUCUCCUUCAACACAUACGUACUGUUGGGCAGGAACACUGUAAAUCCCGAACCCCUCGUGUUUGAUUUUGAUAUUAGCAAUGGAGCCGAGUCUGUGCCCGUCUCCUUCUGUAAUGAUCUUGACCGCGCAAGAUUACCUUAUUUCAAGUAUCGGAGGGCAUCGUGGCCGCGUGGAUAUUAUCUCAACAAUUUCUCCAGCAUAUUUGUUGAUUCAUGUGACUGCACAGAUGGCUGCAUUGAUAGGUCAAAAUGUGCAUGCCUACAGCUAACUGCAAGAGGCUGUAGUAAAAUUUCUCUGUCUUCAAGUAGUAAAACAUCCCGUGGAUACAGUUACAAAAGACUGGAGGGACCUGUUCCUAGUGGAAUUUAUGAGUGUAGUGUGUUGUGCAGGUGUGACAAGAUGAUGUGUCAGAACAGAGUUGUACAGCAUGGCAUUCAGGUCAGGUUGCAAGUGUUCAACACAGAGAAGAAAGGCUGGGGCGUCCGCUGCCUAGAUGAUAUCGACAAGGGGACAUUUGUGUGUACUUACUCAGGCAGAUUAAUGAGCAGAGCUGAAGUUCAAAUAUUGGGAGAUGCUGGUCAAAAGCUGAAAGAGAAGAGUGCUGUAAAUGACAGAGGCCUUGGCUUUUUUUUCAAAAAAAGAAAACUUGACACUGAUUCAGACUCUGUGAUUGAACUAGUGCAGACUGGCAAAAAUGACCUUCUUAAGAAGCAGGAAUCUUUGUGUCAGACUGUGGAUAAUGAAAAUAAAUCAACCCUGGUUCAUCCAAGGAAUUUAAGUAUUGCAACUGCGAGAAGGCCUGGAACUAGAGCAGUUGUUUUUCAUAAUCACCAGCUAAAAAUGGAAAUUGAUGCACUGGUGCACAGUGCCAGCUCAGAUGAAGAUAAUAGUUCUCAGAUUCAUCAGUCAAGCAAAAGAAAACUAACCAGUGGAACAAAGAAACGAAACGAAAAAUCCACUCAGCAGCAGAAGGAAGAACAUCCGAUGGAAAUUGGACAGACCAAGUCUGCUGACGUGGACAGUGCAGAAUGCAAAAGAAAGAGUCUGUCUCUGCAGGGCAUUGAUUGUGGCAAGUCAGGUGUGCUGGAUGACACGUGUGUUGUGAGGCCAUCCAAAAAUGUACCGCUAAAAGCUGACUGCAAAGAAGGAAAUCACAGGCAGUCAAAACAAGCUGCAUUUUGUGAGGAUGCUGAUGGUGAGACGAUGCUUCUGAAGAAUGCUAAUGAAGAAAAUAUUUAUGUACUGGAUGCCACAAAAGAAGGAAAUGUGGGUCGUUUUCUUAACCACAGCUGCUGCCCAAAUCUCUUUGCACAGAGCGUGUUUGUAGAGACUCACAACAGAAGUUUCCCAUGGGUGGCUUUCUUCACAAACAGGCAUGUGAAAGCUGGAACUGAACUCACGUGGGAUUAUGGUUAUGAAGCUGGAAGCAUGCCAGAGACAGAGAUUUCCUGCCAGUGUGGAGUUCAGAAGUGCAGGAAAAAAACCUUAUAG